Messenger RNA from Acanthamoeba castellanii str. Neff, 846 nucleotides. Its product is annotated as protein kinase family protein. The transcript is spliced from 7 exons. Gene Ontology annotation, molecular function: protein serine/threonine kinase activity; ATP binding; RNA endonuclease activity. The record is from RefSeq and is a predicted model, not a curated record. The coding region runs from base 1 to 846 and encodes 281 amino acids. Gene Ontology annotation, cellular component: IRE1-TRAF2-ASK1 complex. Gene Ontology annotation, biological process: intrinsic apoptotic signaling pathway in response to endoplasmic reticulum stress; protein phosphorylation; IRE1-mediated unfolded protein response. NCBI's taxonomy places the organism in Eukaryota, Discosea, Longamoebia, Acanthamoebidae.
AUGAUCAUGAAGCUGCUGGACCCCAAGAAGAUCCCCAACCCCAAGAUCUUGCUGCUCAACCUUGAGCUUGAGCUGAAGGCCAAGGACAACGCUGAGCUCAGGAUUGAGGAUCCCACCAUCAAGUUGGAGAUUGACCUGCUCAAGACAUGCAACAGCGUGAUGGGUCCUGUGUGCUACUUUGGACAUGUUGUGAUCCUGUCUGGCCCGCUGACCGACCGCCACGACCCGCAGAUCGAGCACUACAUCGCCCUUGAGCUCAUGGAGUGCAACCUCAAGGAGCUUGUCCAGUCGUGGCACUCGCAGGGCAUGCUCAGCGGCCGGCCCACCCACUUUCUCACCUGCCAGUACGCUGUGGGAUCGGUGCUGCGCACUCUGGACGACCUCUGGCGGGGCCAUGGCGGUCUCGUGCAUUGCGACAUCAAGCCGGAGAAUAUUCUGGUCGACACCAUGACGCAGAUCAAGCUCAUCGACUUCGGCAUCGCCAAAGAGCUCAGCAGCAACACCACCGCUAACACCACGGGCGUCCUUUCCGGGACCUACAUGUACGCGGCGCCGGAGCAGUUGCUGGGAAAGCGCGCGGUGCUGACCAGCGACCUGUUCUCGCUGGGCCUGGUCAUCCCGUGGCCGCACAAGCUCGCCGCCACGCGCCACCUGCUCGAGAACCUGCUCAUGGCCGACCCGCACACCCGUGCCUGGUACGACCCGAGCCUCGAGCGCAAGAAGCAGUGCCACGAGAACAUCCUGCGCCACCCGUUCUUCUGGAACGACCGCCAGGCCACCAACUUCCUCGUCGCGCUGGGCAACCUCCGCAGCUACGACUUCCCCGACGAACUCAGAUCAUCGUGA